GCUAUCGAGAGCUUUCACCUGGAGCAUUUUCUUGGAUCUUGGUGAGAAUCUUGGCGAGAGAUAUUUUCUUUUUCUUGCAGCUUCUUGGAUCAAGACAGACUUCCAAGGCUAGUUGGACUUGGGUAUGGGAUUUCAAUGAUAAACUUUUAAAUAA
Messenger RNA from Racocetra persica, 154 nucleotides. NCBI's taxonomy places the organism in Eukaryota, Fungi, Glomeromycota, Glomeromycetes, Diversisporales, Gigasporaceae. The record is from the annotation of a GenBank genome assembly.